GAUAACGACAAAGCCGAGAACGACUCGGAAGAAAAACUACAGGCUUGGAUACUCUCGCACUUGGAGAACGAGAUUGAAAAGCAUGCUCCCUCACGAAGCGAGAUGCAGACAAUCAACGUGCACGACUGGUAUCACCCAAUGACACACUUCUACGCCAUUCAAUACACAGAUGGCAAGAUCACAUCAAAAGAAAUUGAGUCUUCACCUGCAUUACGAUUCAAGAUGGACAAUCUCCUGCCUAAAGUUACUCUACCGAAAUACAUCCUGAAGCUCGGCAUCCCCUGGUUUCAAGCAUCAGAUCUGGAAAUUGUCGAGAAUGCUGGUGCUUUGCCUGCCAUUGUCCGCUAUAAGGACAACCUCUACUUCCUCAAGGUUGUCGAUCCUGCUCAGCCCGCACCAACCAAACGCGAACUCAAAAUCAUGAAAGACAUCGAGAAGCUCAACUUGCACAAAGAGAUGCGUGUGCCCCAAGUCCAGGGCUUAGUGUCGUUCACAGACUCCAGGACUGAUAUUAUGGGCUUCUUACAGACACACAUCGAAGGAGCUGAGCCACUAACUCAUCUCCUCGAUUCGGAUGUUCCACAAGCCAAACGAGACCGCUGGGCCUCCGAGUCAGAGAAGAUGGUCAAUCUCCUGCACCAACAUGAUUUUAUAUGGGGCGACGCCAAAGCGGACAACUUCAUGGUCGAUAAGGACGAAAAGCUAUGGAUUAUCGACUUUGGAGGGAGCUACACAGAAGGUUGGGUAGAUCCCAACUUGAAUGAGACGAUAGAGGGCGAUGACAUGGGUACGAGGAAGAUUGUAAAUGCAUUGCAUGACCCGGACGAAAACACUUUCGACCUUGACGACACAACGGCUGCU
Messenger RNA from Aureobasidium melanogenum CBS 110374, 861 nucleotides. RefSeq lists its product as uncharacterized. The transcript has a single exon. Lineage: Eukaryota; Fungi; Ascomycota; Dothideomycetes; Dothideales; Saccotheciaceae. The record is from RefSeq and is a predicted model, not a curated record. Gene Ontology annotation, biological process: protein phosphorylation. Gene Ontology annotation, molecular function: protein kinase activity; ATP binding. The annotation marks the transcript as partial.